GUCGGUUGCUGCAGAUUUAACCUGAAAAUAAAACUAUUCUAGUUUGACUUUCACUUUCAGAUUCCCACAUCACAGUGCUCAGCACUCCAAGCUCCGCUAUGUUGCAGAAUGGAUGAGGUCGACCUGUACUCGGAGCUGGGCGCUGUGAGGUCCCAGUUGGUGGAAGUGCUCAGUCUGGAGGCUGCUGGGGUUCUUCAGCAGCUCUGUAGCUUGCUGAAUGCAGAGGAGCAGGAGGAGGUGAACAGGGCUGCAGACAGGAAGGGGAGAGUCUCACUUAUAGUGGAUCUGUUCAGGGACAAAGACACCGGGACAUGUCGCCAGUUCAUUGAGACUGUCUGCAUGAUAUGCAACGGGUUGCCCAUGCAACUGGAAACAAGGCUAAUGUCUGCAGCCGGAGAUGGCAAUCCUAAUGAAACACCCCCUACAGAGUAUCCAAGCAGUGCUCAAGAUGAUCCAUCUCACCCAUUCCAAGAAAUCCCCAGACGUCGCCCUGCGACUGAAUCUGUGCCAGCUACUGAAACGAAGCACCCUCGGAUUGAUUUUGCUGAAAAAUACAAGUCCUCGAUGAUGAAGAUGCUGCUGCUCAGGUAUGAAAAAAUCCCUGAAGACCCGCUGAAGCGGGGCACGCUGGACAAGACGUUUAUAAGCAUAGUGAAGAAGAACGUGACGAAGCUCAGGGAGCGGAUCGACAGGACUCGAGAUGAGCCCUGUGUCUCGCAGGACUCUGAGGAUGGCACAGGCACCAUGGUAAAGAUCUCAGACUUACUUGAACCGAGCACUACCUCCGAUUCUAGAGUGAUCGUCCUGCUAGGGAAAGCAGGCACUGGGAAGACAAUGCUCAUGCACAGCAUCUGUCACCAGUGGGCCAAGGGGACCUUCUCUCAGCUCCAGUUUACCUUUCUCUUUGAGUUCCGGCAGCUGAACCUCGUAAAAAGAAAGCUAACACUGAGGCAGCUCCUUUUUAACUUCUUCCUGUUGCCGGAGGAGGAGCAGGACGUAGUAUUUGAGUUCAUAUCCUCAAACACACGGGGGGUCUGCUUGAUAUUCGACGGGUAUGACGAGUUCCUGGGGAAGUUCAGUCCGGCGAGAUCUGAUAUCUGCCGGGACCCCCUGAAACCCCUCUCUGUGGCCGAGCUUUUCUCAGGUCUGUACACUGGAAGCAUCCUGAAAGGAUGCACGCUGCUCGUCACCUGCAGACCCAAGGAUGUUCUGGACCUGCCCCUGAGUGCCGUGGAUCGCGUAGGAGAAGUCUUAGGGUUUGACCACAGAAGAGUCGAGGAGUACGCACUGCACUUCUUUAGGGACAGUCACUACAAGGAGCAAGCCGUGGCCUACCUCAUGGACAACAGGAACAUUUUGAACAUGUGCUACGUGCCAGCGUUGUGCUUCAUCAGUUGCGUCUGCCUCGAUGACUUGCUUUCCACAGGAUCCAGCCGGCCUCUGCUUCCCAGCACAAUGACUCAGUUUUAUAUGAACAUGCUGACAGCUUUCCUCAGGAAGAAGGAAGCGAUCUCCAGCUCUGUGGCCACCGAGCCACUGCUGCUGCAGAAGUACAGACAGGAGAUCAACGGAUUGUGUCACCUCGCCAUGAAAGGACUGGAGAAAAGUAACAUUGUGUUUUACACUCGGGACGUGCCGGAGUCGGUCAUGAGGUUCGCUUCCGAGAACGGAUUUCUCACGGCGUUUGAGGUCAAGAAGGAGGACGGGACGAAAGACCUCGGCUGCGCCUUUGCUCAUCUGACCAUGCAGGAGUUCUUCGCUGCCUUGCACUUGGUCACUAGCAAUAGCAUCACUGAGUCCCAGCUCAAGAAAAAGUUCAACCUGAAAUCGAAGUGGAUAUCCAGGAACGACCCCAAGUCUGUGUUUACAGACAUGUUCCAUAUCUUCGUGUCAGGGCUGUCAUCGCGAGAAUGCACUCAGUUUCUCAGCAGACUGGCCAGACACGACUUACCCUGGGUAGAAAAGCGUCAGAAGGUUAUUUUAGAGAUUUUGAAGAAACUGGCAGCUUCCAACCUUACCGGUCCAAAAAUCAUUGAACUGUGCCAUUGCACGUAUGAAACCCAGGACCUGGAGCUAGCGAAGCUCAUCGGGGCGUCCUUGAGAUACGAACUAAGAAACUUCAGGCUCACACCAGUGGACAUGAUAGCUUUAGUAUUCGUGAUGAAUACCGGGGGGUUGAGCGUCUGCUUGGAUAUCGCAGGCUGCUCCAUGGAACGGGACUGUCUGGAGGUUCUGGCCAGCUGCAAGACCAUCGACACACUCAUCUUCCGGAGCAGAAAAUACAACGACAGAUUCGCAGAAGCCUUGUCUGCUGUGCUACCUAAGAUUGGAUCUCUAAAGAGGUUUGAGUUUGUCGGGGGUCAUAUUACCGAACUGGGAGCCACUAAACUGGCUGUUGCAAUUCCGCACUGUCAUCAUCUUGAAGAGAUAAAUUUUAAUGACAAUUUCCUUACUGAUGAGGGAAUAUCAGAAAUUGCUAAUUCUUUUCCAAACAUGAAGAACCUCUAUAAAAUGACUUUGGAUAACAAUGCUGCUACAGUGGACGGCACCCUCUCCCUGGUCAAAGCAAUGAGCACAUGCUCCAACAUUGAGGAAAUACGUGUUCUGGGGACCAAAACAGCUGAAGUCAUUUUUACCAGGGGCUCAGGAAUCCUUCCAGACAGCUCCUCAGGAGAAGCCACUCGGUGCAGCUUGAACAGGAAGCUCAGUCUUGUGAAGUGCAGCAUAACCUCACAGCAUGUGGGGAAGCUCUGUGAGAUUUUGCAAAGAUGCUCGGGGCUCUCUGAAGUUGACUUAUCAGGAAAUGAUCUGCAAGAUGACGGAUGCAAAGUUCUGAUUGACUGUCUUCCAAAACUCAAUAUUUCAAAGCAGAUCAUUCUGAGUAACAACCACGUCUCGGUAAAGGGAUUGUGCUCGCUGUCACACUCCCUCAAUGUCUGUCCCAACGUGGUUGAAGUGGAGGUCAGACAUAAAUCUCCAAAAACAGCAGUUAUAAGGUUUGCAGGAUCAUCAGCAGGAGGCACAUCUGACAGCGAUGCAAAGGGAGGUGACUCAGGAGGGAAUACAUUGAAACAGAACUUAAAGGUUUCGAAAAAACUCAGGCUGACAAGCUGUAAUAUUCAACCAAGGCAUCUUGAGAAGCUGUUUCAGACAGUGAAGCUCUGCAGUGAUCUAGAGGUGCUCGACUUGUCAGACAAUGCGCUGGGAGACCAAGGGCUCGCCAGGCUCGUCAAACACCUGCCGGGAUUGCAAGGAAUCAGAGUCAUCAAUGUCAGUAAUAACCAGGUCACCAUGGAUAGCAUUCUCUGCCUGGCAGGCUCCUUGUGCACAUGCAAAAACAUCUGUGAAGUUGACAUGAGUUCUGGAGGUGGUAAAAAUCUGUUCAUAAAAUUUCAGAGAAGUCCUGUAAGUGGAGCUCCCAGGACCUGUUCUGAAGAGCAUAAAAAUGGUCAGCGCUUUUCAAAGAGAUUCAGUCUUAGGGAGAGUGACAUUAAUGCAAGGAACAUGGACAGACUGUGCAGGAGACUGAUGCAGUGUGAAGGACUGGCAGAACUCGAUUUUUCCGACAGUGUGUUGGAUGAUAAAUCCAUAGAGAAACUCCUGAGCCAUCUACCGCAGCUGCAGCCGUUAAAACUACUGAACAUUAGCAACUCCAGAAUCUCAACAGAUGGAGCGUUACUGUUGGUGCAGUCUCUGCUGCACUGUGAGCGUGUCAGAGCCGUGGAACUGAGGCCCAAAGGUGAAGCCUUCAUAAAGUUUGUGAAAAUUAAAGCAGACCAAGCAACUUGCAAGUUAAAUGAAUAUAAUCUGGACAAGAAGAACAUCGAAAAACUUUCCUGGAUACUGGAGCAGUGUUCUCAUCUCUCUGAAGUGGAUUUGUCCAGCAAUUUACUAAAGGAUGAAGGAGUGAAGUGUUUUUUGGAUUCCUUACCUAGACUGCAGAUUUCAAACGCUGUCAAUCUCAACAAUAAUAAGAUCUCCCAAGUCGGGGUCCUAUACUUGGUGGAUUCUAUGAGUAUCUGCAGCCGGGUUGUGGAAGUUGAAGUUUGCUUGGGGACAGAAGAGAAAUCCCUCAUCAGGUUUAUCCAGGGAGAGGAAAGGAUCGGGGCUGUCAGGAGUAUUUUGCAAGGCGACGGUCCUUCUGUGUCAGAGAGGGUCAAGGCAGGACCUUGUGCUGCAGUUCCCAGACACAUCAGUCUCAAGGAGUGUAGCUUUGGGCUGGAACACUUAGUGAAGCUGGCUGGCAUUCUGGAGAGGAGCCCCAACUUAGUGACGCUGGACCUGUCCUAUAACACACUAGAGAAGGAGGGGCUUCCAGCUCUGCAGAAUGCAUUGGCUAAUCUGAAAUCUCUGAGGAGCCUGCUAAUAAGGAACAAUGGAAUGACUUUCGAGGCUGUUGUAGAUCUUGUCCGAGAGUUAAACAGCUGUCCGGAUGUGCUAACAGUAAGAAUUGAAGAGCCAUGGAUUCAGUCUGAAGGGGCUGUUGGUCUAGUGUCCACGUGCAUUCGGCUCAACUCAAACAUAAUGGAGAUCAGGGUUCAUAAAAACACUGUCCACAUCACAAUGGAAAACCCAAAUCUACCCACAACAGGAAAUACGGACUCUGCAGUCCACAGAGAUCUUGGCUCCAGAGCUAGUGUAUAUGCAGGGAGUCCUGUGAGAUUAAUUAGCUUGAUUCAUUGUGGAUUACAAGACCACAAUCUUCCUCUUCUUGCAUUCCUUGGCAAACACUGUUUGCAGCUACAGGAACUGGAUUUGUCUCACAGCAGCAUUGGAAGCACGGGAGCAGUCACCUUGUCACAGAUUCUCCCUUCUCUAGGGAGACUGAAGAAACUCAGCCUUGAGUCCACACAAACCACAGCAUAUGAAAUGGUGCAGUUGGCUGCAGGUCUGUCCAGGUGCCUCAGUUUAGAAAGCCUGAAUUUGUCACACAAUAAGAUUGGGGAUGCAGGAGCGACUGCAGUGGCUGAUCUCCUACCAGGAAUGUCUCGACUCAGACAGAUAAACAUUUCCCGUUGCAGUACUGUUUCCUCCACGGGGGGGUUAGUGGUUGUUCAAGCACUUUGCAAGUGCACCGCCUUAGAAGAGAUCAACUUGGACGCACUGCAGCUUGAUCCCCGGGGGAUUACCUGCCUCGCUGAAGCACUCUCAAGUAUGACGUCAGCGAAGAAGUUAAUUUUGAGUGAAGUCAACACAAGCGCUGAGGGCGGCGUUUACCUGGUGGACUCCCUGAAGGGGUGCACCCGAAUUGAAGAACUCGAUCUGGGAAACAAUCAGAUCGGGGACAAGGGAGCUCUUAAACUGGUCCAGCACAUUCCUGGCUGGAAGAAUCUUCGAAAAAUCAGCCUGUCUCAGAACAGCAUUGGUGACGCAAGCGGAAGGAAACUUGCAGACGCUCUUUCAAACUGCAGACUUAUUGAAGAGAUCUGUUUGGCAAAUAACAGCAUUGGUGAUGAAGCUGCAGUUAAGCUGGCUGAUGUCUUACCCAUCAUAACACACCUAAAGGUUUUAAGUCUUCAGGCUAAUAGAAUCACUCCACAUGGUGGCUCCAAACUGGCCCAAAUGCUUCCCACUUGUAAACAGUUGGAGGAAAUCAGUUUGUCACAAAACACGAUGGGAAGAGAAGGAGCGAUUCAUCUUGCAGACGCGCUGCCGCGUAUGAAGUCUUUAAAGAGACUGGAUCUGAAGCUGAUAAACAUCAGUGACAAUGAUUCUAUCCACCUUGCUGCCUGCCUUGGCCACUGCCCUACCAUUGAAGAAGUCAAUCUGUCCUGGAACAACAUUGGAGAUGAUGCUGCGCUUAAGAUAGCGGAGAUUCUGCCCAGAAUGAACAGACUGAAAGGACUGGAUUUGGAGUGUAAUAAUAUUACAGAGUUGGGGGUGAAGAAACUAGCGGAGAGACUCUGGAAUUGCUCUGCAGUGAAAGUACUGAGACUGUGGAAAAACCAGAUUCCAAAGGAAGUCGCUCAGGCUCUCCAGGAUAAAGAUUCAAGACUGAAUUUCUCUUCCAUAUGACACACCCCUGUCCAGCACUGUGGCGUGGCAGAGUGAGACUACUAUAGAGCUAUUUCAUUGCACUGGAUCUGUUCAACAGAUGAAAUCUAAUGAAUGUGAUGACUGGUUUCAUUGAAACCUACUGUAAUCCCAAAAAAUGAAAGCACUUUAGAUAUCCUGUUUGCACUGCUGAUGUAUUACGAUUGUAAAUGCAAGGUAUUAUUUAAAAACGUCUUGACUGCUGUUAUUUAUGCUGUGUACAGCAGGGCUCGUCUGCAUUCAUGGCUGUAGAGCCUUUACUCUCAUCUUAUCUGACCGCCAGGGACCAGAAUCCAUAACGCCAGUGCAUCACCCGGCACUGCCCCUAUGCAAAUAUAGAGCUGCAAAGCCAAGACAUUUAACCUAAGGCUCUUGUGUCUGUAACUGCUGCUGUCCUGCCUUUAGCAAUAAUGACAUUGCAUAUAUAUGUAGAUAGAUAGAUAGAUGGAUAGAUGGAUAGAUAGAUAGAUGGAUGUGUAUUAGCUCGUUCUGAGCUGAAAAACAUCAGGUUCUAUUGCUGUUCAGAAGGCCAGGCUCAGCAGCCUCUUUUACAUGAAGAGCAAGCCGAGAGCAAAGACACAUUGCAAAACAGACAGUAACGUGGCUGCUGGGUCUCUGAGUGAACUGGAACAUUGUUUAAAAUGUAUAUUUAUGUUUUAUUUUUUUUUUAAUUUAUUUUUUUACUAAAAGUCUGUAGGAAUCCAGUGGCAUUCUGAUCCCUUGUAAAAGUGUGCGAUGGUAAAAUAGCUGUUGCCUCAGAUUUUACCAUGCUUAUACCAUGCAUGUACAGUACUGUCACUCUCUUUACUGUUGUUUUUGCAGUCAUCCGCAAUGCUAAGCUCACAUGCUUUGACCAGUUUUCCCUUUCUUUCCAAUGCUUUCCCGUUUCCCUUUCCACCACACUUUGCUGUGCUUUCCCCAUGGUAUACACAGUGAGCUCUUAUAAGGGAUGGAUGAAUAAUUGAAAGCACCGGAAGACUAAGGGUAGCUCUGUCUUUGUGUUAGUCACUAAAGAGUUCUGUUUCAGAGAAUGUUUGUGUGAGUCUUCAUUUUUGUGAUCAAAUUAUUUUGUCAGCUUCCUUUUUUCAUAAAAAAAAUAUAUUGUUUUUGCUCAAUUCACAAGUCUUGUUUGUGUGUGUGUGUGUCCCCACAAGCGCUAUAAAUAUCGGGUUCUGGGCAUUGAACACUGAAGUCAGUUUAAUAAACACAUCCAGAACUUAAAAACAAAGAAUUCUAAGGUUAAACUAGAAGAGACCAUGUACUUGAGCUUCAUAUCGUUUUAACCAAGUUUAAUAAAAUGCCUUUGCAUAGCGAAGCUAAUGUCACUUCUCACUUUAUUUAUUCUGAGCCAACAUAUUUUAAAAUCUCUUUGCUCACUUGUAUUUGAUAAACACACAUUUCAUGCUCCAUUUCUAUUGUAUCUGUGAGAGUGGUUAACUGGCAUCAAGACUCCACUUAUAGAUAAUAAUAAAAAAUAAAAACCAUACUGAAAUAUAAAGAUAUUCAAAUGUGUAGGUGGGCAUUACCCUCUGCUACCAGAAGAUGGCAGUGUUGUAACAGUCUAAAAACCACUGGUGCUGCUGCUAUCAACGGAGAAAGGGGUCAGUGUCCGGCUUUCUAAAAUAACAAAAUAAAAUAAAAACUUUGGAAUUCUGCCCGCUGUGCAUUGACUGG
This is a messenger RNA of Polyodon spathula (Mississippi paddlefish), 7707 nucleotides long. RefSeq names its product NLR family, CARD domain containing 5 (gene nlrc5). The record is from RefSeq and is a predicted model, not a curated record. Gene Ontology annotation, molecular function: ATP hydrolysis activity; protein binding. Gene Ontology annotation, biological process: positive regulation of MHC class II biosynthetic process; positive regulation of MHC class I biosynthetic process; inflammatory response. The coding region runs from base 109 to 6015 and encodes 1968 amino acids. The transcript has 52 exons. NCBI's taxonomy places the organism in Eukaryota, Metazoa, Chordata, Actinopteri, Acipenseriformes, Polyodontidae.